ACUCUGCAGGAAGCUCUCAGUCAUGACUGCGUGAGCAGUGAGACAGGAGCAGGGCACGGAGCUGCCUGCAACACCUCUAACUUCAACCAACAGCCGUGGCUCCAUCUGUUAUUUAUUUUGUAUGUAUGUACUUUCAUUUGAUGGCUUUGCAAUAUCAGGAACUGGGUUUGGUGGAGAAGAAAAGGCAGUUUGACUGGAUUAUAUAUUUGGAUGAAAUUACGUUGUUUGUUUUUUUUUUUGGAGGAUUUAAAGGUCGUUGGACUUCUGGUGCCAGCGAGGGCCCUGCAGCGUAUUUGCAAUGAAUUCUUGGGAAUUCUUGUGAUUGAAUUUGAAUACCUGGUGUAGCCUAAUUGUCUUAAAAGCGCACAGAGCGACAGCCUCCCGCUGUUAUGGAAAACCUCACCAUGGAUAACGUGACUGUGGGGAAUGACACGUCGCUGCAGGACAAUCACACCCUGGGUGUUUGGACUGACUACACAGUUGAAUACAAAGUGGUCAGCGUAUUUUUGGUGUCCCUCAUAUGCGGCUUGGGGAUUGUGGGGAAUGUGAUGGUCAUACUGGUGGUCCUGACCACCAAACACAUGCGGAAUCCCACUAACUGUUACCUGGUGAGCCUGGCCGCGGCUGACCUGAUGGUCCUGACGGCCGCCGGGUUGCCUAACAUCACCGACGCCCUGCACGGCCAGUGGGCGUACGGGUACGCGGGCUGCCUGGGGAUCACUUACUUCCAGUACCUGGGAAUAAACGCGUCCUCCUGCUCCAUCACCGCCUUCACCGUGGAGCGCUACAUCGCCAUCUGCCACCCAAUCAAAGCGCAAUUCCUGUGCACUUUAUCCAGGGCGAAGAAAAUCAUCAUGCUGGUCUGGGCGCUCACGUCCGUCUACUGCGUCAUGUGGCUCUUUCUGUCCGACACGAAAAAGUUGGUGUAUGACAACGUGGUUCUGCUCAGCUGCGCCUACAAGGUGUCCAGGAGUUACUACCUGCCCAUUUACUUUACAGAUUUCGCGGUGUUUUACGUGCUGCCUCUCAUGCUGGCCACAGUUCUGUACGGACUCAUCGCCCGGAUACUUUUCCUCAACCCGCUGCCUUCAGAUCCCAUGGGCAGCACCCAGAGGUGGAGGAAGGAGACGAGUCAGGGAGGGAGGAUGGUCAGCAGCUGCUCCUCCAGCAGCACCACGGCUGCCUCCCGCAGACAGGUGACAAAGAUGCUGGCUGUGGUGGUGAUCCUCUUCGCCUUACUUUGGAUGCCCUACCGGACCUUAGUGGUGGUCAACUCCUUCCUGGACAAAGCCUACCUGGACACCUGGUUCCUGCUCUUCUGUCGUCUCUGCAUCUACCUAAACAGCGCCAUCAACCCUGUCAUCUACAACGUUAUGUCCCAGAAGUUCCGUGCCUCUUUUAAGAAGUUGUGUCACUGCGGCCCUCAGCGUAUGGAGAAACCACCUUCUUACAGUGUGGCACUAAACUACAGCGUCAUCAAGGAGACAUCCAAUGGGGAAAGUCCUGACCACUUCACCACAGAAAUGGAUGAGCUAAACAUGCCAACAGAUCAGUACUUAGCCGCUAGCAUCCUGCCAAAUACCAAGAAUGUGCCAUUCACAGAGCAUUCACUGCCAGGGAGUGGUGUCCAAGCCUGAGUAAAAACACACUUUUCCCCCUAAAGAGAAGAGCCGAGAGUCUGACAGCUGCAGUAUGGAUUCAGUCACCCAGGGGACAUUUUAGAGAAGUGGUAAUUAAACGUACUCAGACCCUUCCAACUUAAUGUCACCAAGGUAUUCUCUCUUGGAAAUGUUUAUUUUAAUUGACAAGACAAGUUGCCAAAAGCAAAAUAGAAUGCUAUUUGAUAAGCUGACCUUUAGCAUUUUGUACAAAAUAAGUGCAGGGAGCUUUUACGAAUCUUGCUAAAACACAUCGAUACAGCAAGCUGAAACUUAAUUAAAGCAAACUGCUUCCAUCCACUCCCUCCUCCCUCUCCACUCUAAACAGAACCAGACUCUGUUAAACCAAACACUAUAAUUUGUCACAUUUAACAGCGGGAAGUUUCGGAAGUGGAUACCAUGGGGCUGAGUGAUAUAGCAAAACAUUUUAUCACAAUAUUCAUCAAA
Molecule: messenger RNA, 2105 nt
Organism: Sander lucioperca (pikeperch)
Lineage: Eukaryota; Metazoa; Chordata; Actinopteri; Perciformes; Percidae
Gene: trhra
Product: thyrotropin-releasing hormone receptor a
Exons: 2
Coding region: 390-1637 (415 amino acids)
Biological process (GO): phospholipase C-activating G protein-coupled receptor signaling pathway
Cellular component (GO): membrane
Molecular function (GO): thyrotropin-releasing hormone receptor activity
Source: RefSeq, a predicted model, not a curated record